UGACCGGAGGACUUGAACCCUGGCUCUGCACUCGGCUGAUGGUCUGAAAUUGGAUAACGGCAAGUGAUUCGGGCGAGCUGUGGAUGCUGGCUGAUGAUUCCUAUCGUGAACGUCGCCGUGGAUGGACGUGUCCGUAGUCUCAGCUUGUCGUAGCUCGAUUCGUGAGUGAGUGUGAAUACUGUGCGGUUCUUGUGUGUACGGAAACGACGACAGAUCGUACGGUCGGCAAUUAGGUGAAACUGUGAUUUUUCCUGAGAUUAAAAUUUGGAGCCUGGAACAAGUUGGAGCAAUCGAAGAUGUGUUGACACUGUGGAAUCAGAAACAAAUCAGCAGAGCAUCGAUCAAGUUUUAUAAAAGUUCAAAAAGUUAAAAUAAAAAAUAAUAGUGAAAAGUGAACUACACAAAAUCUGAAAAGUGCCAAACAAAUAUCAAUUUUGAUACCAAAUUGUGCAAAAUCAGGGAAGCUCUUUUCGGGAUUACAGGUGAGCGGGCUGCUAGGAGCCUGCUGUAACGCUGACAAAAUUUUCACGGACGGGAAUAAGCUGGGUUCCGCUACAGCGGGUCGUGGAAUGUUCUGCUACCACUGUCCACCGUCGCUGCAUCCGGCAGGACCACAUCCGCCACGGUUACCCACGCUCGAGUACCCGUUCGCACCGACACAUCCCUACACCAGCUACUCGUACCACCCCGCGAUCCACGACGAAAGCUUCGUGCGGCGGAAACAGCGAAGAAACAGAACCACCUUCACCCUGCAGCAGCUGGAAGAGCUGGAAACGGCCUUCGCCCAAACCCACUACCCGGACGUGUUCACCCGCGAAGAUCUGGCCAUGAAAAUCAACCUCACCGAGGCCCGCGUCCAGGUAUGGUUUCAAAACCGCCGUGCCAAAUGGCGCAAGGCCGAACGGCUAAAGGAGGAGCAGCGAAAACGUGGAGACGGGUCUGAUCCUCAGUUAAUGAAUGAUAAGCUGGACACCGACAGUCGUGACUCAAGCCCGGACAUUACCGGGGACGCUGACGAUGACGACAUGCGUAGCUCAAGUGCCCCACCGAUGAGCCCUCGGAUGGACUCCGAACCGGACCGGCCUCACUCGGGCAACAACCAGAUGCACCACUCAAUGAACACUCAGUCCGGGUCAAAUAGCGCAGGAACGCCAUCACCCGGGUUGAAAUAUUCCCACCAGGCGGAGCUGAGCCCGUCCCCGUCCGUGACGGCGGAUUCCCCCAUCGAGGUCGGCGGACCGAUUUCGCUGACGACGUCGACACGUGCGGACACUUCCAGCCCCCUGACGGCGGUAUCCAGUGGCAGCGGCAACAUUCUGAACGGCGGUCACAGCACGGCCACCACCGCAGGAGGAACUGGCAGUAGUACCCAUCACAGCUUCAGCAGUCACCUCUUCGGGAGCUUCGGGGAGAGCAAUGGUGGAUUCCGCCCAGUACUGGACAACGGUCAACCAAGGACGACACCCCCGCUGUUCCUUCCACCUCAUUUGGCCUCCCUUGGUUCACAGUUCGCCCCGCCACUGUUUCCAAAUCUGAAAGCUGCCUUCCCCGGUUUGUGUUCGUGCUGUCCGGUCAAGUCCCCCAUCACGAGCGGUGCCUCCUCGACCGCAACGUCCUCCCCGACGUGCACCUCAUCAUCGCACUCCCUGGUGACGACCAGCCCCAGCCCGGAUCCGCGCUCCUCCUCGGUGGCCGAACUGCGCCGGAAAGCUCAGGAACACUCCGCCGCCCUGUUGCACUCCCUGCAGGCCGCGGCCGCCGCCGGAUUAGCCUUUCCGGGCUUCCACCUGCCGCCACUCUCGCUGCACAGUGCCCUGGCCGGUGGCCGCAAGCCGAGCGAUUUCAUCAGCGACCUGUCGAUGCACCACCAUCUGAGCAGCCACGGAAUGUCCGCCCUCGGAAUGCACGGGUUGGCCGCCAGUAACAACAACAACAACAAUAGCCCAAAUAGUACCAAUAACAAUGUCCCGAGCGGGGCCGAUUCGCCACCCCGGCACAACGGUGACAAAUCCGGUAGCGAUUAGUGCUGUGAGGCCAACAGCACAGAUUCUGACCAAUUGUGAUUAUGACCAGUAUCGAAAUGAAAUUGUUGUACAUACUUAAGUGAAACACUGCUAAAAGUAGCCUUUUUCCAAUCACACGUAGCUUUGUUCGUACUAUUUCUAUGAAAAUAUAAAAAUAAUUAAACCAUUUGAACACAUUGAGUAUUCUGUACAGUGAGAGUAGGUUAAACGACAUUUCACGACAACUUGCAAUAACUUAGACACUAGAAACGAGUAGCAUCGCUUACCCACCAUUACUUAAUUUGAUUUAUAAAGAUAAUUCUAGUAGAAAAGUGAAACAUCUUAUGUAAUUAUAGUUAAAUUUUGAGAUUAAACCAUUGUUUUACAUGUUUCCCGUAAAAUAAAACUUGCAACAACAAAACUCAACAAAUAUUUGUAAAUAUCGAAAUAACAUUAUCAUAGCACGCGCCAAAUCAAAAUUAUUUAUCGUCAAGCAGUACACGACGAAUAGUUUUAACGCAUAACGUUUGGACCCAAUAAUAUUCAUAAGCAGUGAAAAAGGGAAGUCGAUUCGAAUAUCUGGUAAACUUUUGCUUUAUUGAUUCCAAAACCAUCAAAAUCACCGUUUUCAAACACUAUGCCAUCAGAAUAUGUAAAAUAAACAGUAAACACAGAAUAAUAAACCAAACGAAUUAUGAGUACCGUUGAAACCGCUUUGCAUUGU
Molecule: messenger RNA, 2727 nt
Organism: Culex pipiens pallens (northern house mosquito)
Lineage: Eukaryota; Metazoa; Arthropoda; Insecta; Diptera; Culicidae
Gene: Drgx
Product: diencephalon/mesencephalon homeobox protein 1
Exons: 9
Coding region: 570-2024 (484 amino acids)
Biological process (GO): regulation of transcription by RNA polymerase II
Molecular function (GO): DNA-binding transcription factor activity, RNA polymerase II-specific; RNA polymerase II transcription regulatory region sequence-specific DNA binding
Source: RefSeq, a predicted model, not a curated record